Alosa alosa (allis shad) is the source of this 5567-nucleotide messenger RNA. It is a transcript of the gene plekhm2, whose product is annotated as pleckstrin homology domain containing, family M (with RUN domain) member 2. NCBI's taxonomy places the organism in Eukaryota, Metazoa, Chordata, Actinopteri, Clupeiformes, Clupeidae. Gene Ontology annotation, biological process: lysosome localization; Golgi organization; positive regulation of membrane tubulation. The coding region runs from base 976 to 4134 and encodes 1052 amino acids. The transcript has 20 exons. Gene Ontology annotation, molecular function: kinesin binding. The record is from RefSeq and is a predicted model, not a curated record. Gene Ontology annotation, cellular component: endosome membrane.
ACCGAGUGGCAAAGGCUCUUUUACUGUCUAUGCAAAGGCUUGACUGGAUUGCUAGCAACCUGGGUGUCCAAGUGAAGACAGACACGGCCUUGCAGUAUGGCUACGUCGAGGCAAAUAAAUAACGUUUCUUUGGGAAAUUAGGAUAUUCAGAAUUUACCGGUACACUACAGAAAACAGUUUGUUUCAGCAUGAUCAGCUUGUUAACACAGGCUAAUGACCGGCUGAAAAGUUAGCAUUGGCUAUUCAUGUUAGAUGGCUUUAACGUUCUGGGUUUUUAACGCCAGCAAACUGAACUGAACAAAUUGAAACGUUUUAAAACUUGGGUACAAACAUUGACAGCUAAUGUUUUGUACCGUCUUUGCGUUUGCCAAAUGCAGUUAACUCAUACCUGACAGACAGCUAGUCAGCUUAUCUAGUCAAUGUCUUUAACGUGAACUAUUACAGACGGGACUCUGGCUAAGCUCUAUAACUACUGCCAACUGGUAAGCAAACUAGUUAUAUUUUUUCAUGACGUUCGUCCAUGAAGUUCGUUUUGGUUGUCAUUCCCCUCCAAACCAUAUGCUAAAUUUAACUGCGAGGUUGCCUGUGCUUGCAACAAAAGUGGACAGCUGGACUGACCCCUAACGUAAGCGGAAUGGGGAGCAAAUUCCAAUGUAGAUUCAAUAAUGAAGCACUUCAGCUGAAUGAGCUGAUGUGUAAGGUUGACACUGACUGAAUUUAAAGUUGUUACUUCGUCCAUUAUGCUUUUGCGGCUGCCAUACUGCAGGGUUAAGAUGGUACAGUUGGAUAUAACUUGGGGAAAAAUACAGAAGUUAAUCCAGUUUUGUAGAUAUGACAAAAACCCUUAAUGAAUGGUAACCGUGGGCAGAUUUGUUCCAUAGAGUUCAUUGUAGUCAGAGAAAGCAACGAGUAGUGGCAGACGCACUAUCCAUUGGGUAUCAGCUGACAUCCGCUGGCGGCCAAGGAGACCAAGUCAUGGAUCAGCUCAAAGUCAAAGACCGAAUACUGGAAAAUAUCUCUUUGUCGGUAAAGAAGCUGCAGAGUUACUUUGCUGCUUGCGAAGAUGAAACUCCAGCCAUUCGUAACCACGACCGGGUUUUACAGCGCCUUUGUGAACACCUGGACCAUGCCUUGCUUUAUGGGCUUCAGGACAUCUCCUCAGGUUACUGGGUCCUUGUCCUGCACUUCACACGCAGAGAAGCGGUGCGGCAGAUAGACGAGCUUAAGCACAUAGCUACGAACCUUGGCCGCAGUCGUGCCUGGCUGUACCUGGCCCUCAGUGAGAGUUCAUUAGAAAGCUACCUCCGCCUUUUCCAAGAGAACCAGGCACUGUUGCAGAAAUAUUACUUCAAAAAUGCAUUGGUCUGCAGCCAUGACCACCUCACCCUUUUCGUUACAUUGGUGUCUGGGCUGGAGUUUAUCCGGUUUGACCUAGAGCUGGAUGUCCCUUACCUAGAUGUUGCCCCCUACAUGCCUGAGUACUAUAAACCACAGAAUCUUCUGGACUUUGAGGAGAGGUUACCUAGUUCGGACAGUUUGUCCCUUCACUCCUUCACUUCCCUCACCUCCACCAACCUGGAGUGGGACGACAGUGCCAUCGCCCCGUCCAGUGAAGAUUAUGAUUUCGGUGACAUCUUCCCUGUGUUGCAGUCAAUGCCAAAUGCAGACUGGGAAGAGGGAGACUUGACCGACCCAGUCAGCGCUCCGCACUCCAGCGUGUCCGACCCACAAACCGUGGUCAGCGACUCCGGGCUGGUUCGGUCCACUGGGGCACCACCGUCCAGAACCACCUCGCUCUCGCGCAGCCCUACCUUCCGGCACAACCCGUUCAACGAGGACUCGGACACCAACACCAACACCUCGGCCGACGUGACACCGGUGCACAGCAGGCAUGAGGCCACCACCGGAGAAGACACGGAGAGCACCAGCACCGAGCUGGAGGUGAUCCGAAUGGCCAGACGAAGGAAGCCAGCCAAGAAGCGACGUGGGAAGGACUCGACGGGCUCCGUGAGCAGCGUCCAGAGCAUGGCCACUACAGAGCUGGGGGAGGCUGAGGAGGGCCAUGAACUUGGGGCCAGGAGGGAGCAGGAGACGGACCCCCACACCGUAGACAGUUGGAGCGCCUCCGAAGGCCCAGACGGGCCAGCGCUGGACGCCACGCGGAGGAAGAGGAAGGAGGACGGCGGGGACGAGGAGGAUCCCGAGGAUCUGCUGAGACUCCCCGAGAUGACGGACACCUCCAUGGACCGUGUGGGCCAGCCGCUGUGUGACGUCAUGGACCGGCUGAACGGCACCCUGGACCGAGAGAGCUGGGAAAGAGCAGGCGAGGAGGAUGACGAGAGAGGGGCGGACGAAGAUGCGGUCGAAGGCGGCGGCAGGAGAGGCACCCGAACAGCACCACCUCCCCAGCCGCAGCCCUUUCGGGGCGACUCGGGCGGUGAGCCACCUGACCCUGUGGGCCAGUCUGGCCCUCUGGCCCCCAGCCCUGGGUUCCUGCAGGCCCCACCAGCCCCCGCCGACUUCUACUGCUUUACCCCUCACAGUCCGGACACUGCUGCCGCACGUCGUAGCCGCCAUGACCCUGCAGGGGAUGGCCAGCCGCCGGCUCUUCCUGGUGGCCAUGCGGAUGAGGGAGAGGCAGCGACAGAAGAACCAGCGCCGCAGCCACAGCACGCCCACAGCCUCGCCAUAGAGGACGCAGAGGGGGAGGGGGAGGGGGAGGAGAAGGGCCCUGAGGAGGCCCCCGUGGAUGCCCCUGUGCUGGAGAACGGAGCAUCUCCCGAUGGGGAGAGCGAGGAGCAGCCCAGUCCCACAGAGAACUCCCAUCCUGCAGAGUUCAGUGUGGACAACAAUCACCUGCUCCUGCUCAUGAUUCACGUCUUCAGAGAGAACGAGGAGCAACUCUUUAAGAUGGUGCGAAUGAGCACGGGGCACAUGGAGGGGGACCUGCAGCCCCUCUACCUGCUGCUGACAGACUGCUACAUCUAUCUGCUGCGCAAAGGGGCUGCAGAGAAGCCUUACAUGGUUGAAGAAGCCGUGUCAUACAAUGAGCUGGACUAUGUGUCUGUUGGCUUAGAUCAGCAGACCGUUACACUAGUGUGCACUAACAGGAGAAGACAGUUUCUGCUGGAUACGGCAGACUCAUCCUUGACUGUCUGGUUUCUGAACAUUUUGAGGUCGUCCAUGAUAAACGGCUGUCGAGAGCCUCCCUACCCCUCCAUCCUCACAGAUGCCACCAUGGAGAAACUGGCUCUCACCAAGUUUGUCUGUCAGGAAACCCACUGUGAGGUCUCUGAGGUCAACAUCUGUCUGUACUCCCUGGUGCACUGGGAGGACCCCAUGGACAUGGGCGUGGCCACCCAGCCGUCCGGCUGCGUUGAGUCGGGCAGCACCAAGGAAGGGCCCCUCUUCUACCGGGCCGGAACCACCUACCUGGGAAAAGAGCAGUGGAAGAGUUGCUACCUGGUGCUCAGUAAAGGCAUCCUGUACCAGUACCCUGAGAGGACCGACGUGACCCCGCUCCUAUCCAUCACCAUGGGCGGGGAGCACUGCGGGGGCUGUCGGCGCUCCAACAGCACCGAGCGUCCGCACGCCUUCCAGGUGAUCCUGACGGACCGCGCCCCUCUGGAGCUGAGCGCCGACAACGAGCAGGACAUGGCCGACUGGAUGCAGCUGCUGUGCCAGUCCGUCUCAAAAGGGGUGAUUCCACAAGGUGUCACACCUUCGCCCUGUAUCCCUUGCUGCCUCGUGGUGACAAAGAGGAAGUUGCUGACGUGCCACCAGGACUGUCAGACGAGUUUCUUCCGCUCGCUGGGCGCUGCCGAGCUGUGUGAUAUCACCGCUGUGUGUCUGGAGGACGAUAAGGAGUACUGUGUGAUUGAGUUUUCUGUGGAGCGGGCCCAGUUCCUCCCUCCCUGGGUGCUGUACUUCAGUGGCUGUGAGGAGAGAGAUCGCCUCCUAGAGGCACUAGAUGUGGCCUGGAAAGACAUCUUCCAGGUGUGUCUGCCGCGGAAGGCCGUGUCGGAGCCGUCGGUGCAGAAGCGCUGUGGCGAGGCGCUGGCUCUCAUCCACAGCGCGUGGCAGCGCAGCGACAGCCUGGCCAGGGGGCGCUUCCAGAGGGAGCCCUGGUGCUGAGCGCUAACCCCCACCAACAAACACCGGGUCAACCACCAACCCCCAGCCCCCCCCAGCCCCAACCCCAGCCCCAGGGAGCAACAGACUCUCCCAUGGGCCCGCAGCGCUGAUUGACUCUCAAGGACUCGCGGCUGCUGUCGGUGUUAGCUUUCUGUGGCUCUAGGCGGGACUUUGUUUACACUUCUUCGGCCUUGCACAAAUAUUCAGGCUUAUGUUCAGCUUAACGUUACCGCGAGGGACGAAGGGUCACGAGGCUAGGGGUCAGAGAAUGAGACACACACACGCCCUCUGUGCAACUUGCUCUGCGAACAAAUCUCGAAGUCUUGUUUGAACAUUUUAACCACCAUCCUAAUUGCACCUAAGUGUAAAUAUGUACAUUCGACUGAUGUAUCCUAAAGUGUACGGAGUCCAGAUGGUGGAUGGCUUUUUUGCUAUUUGGCCGCCUUUUACCUUUAUUUGGUCUGCUUGCUAAUAUUGUCACCUCACAUGAUGCCCAUUCUACACUCACAAGUACUUACUUGUUGCAAGUGUUUGGUAGUCGAUGAGGUUUGAGCAGCGGGAAGGACGUUGAGGGCGGUGUAUGGUGUGCCACAAUGGUCAUGUGUAUUCUGCUGCUUUUUCAAGCAGUUAGAAAAGGACUUUUGUCAGACACACAGGGCAUACAACAGACACUCAGAUAUUAGAGACAGAAGACACAAUGAGAGAGUAUCCUUGUAUACAGCUAAUUGCAAGAUUGCACAUUUCUUUGAACUUUCUCUCCUUUUAUGUAUUUCUUUUGAACUAACUGGGUGAUGCUGUGUGUGUACGUGUGUGUGUGUGUGUGUGUGUGUGUGUGUGCGUGUGUGUGUGUUUGUUUGAAUGUGGUUUUCAGCAUUUACAGUAUGUGUGUCUGAACAUAUGUACAGCAUGUCUUUGUUGGCUUAUUUUAAACUCUGUCUACACACAGGAAGGCAGAGUAGGAAGCAGUUGCUACAUAGGCGUGUCUCUCGGUUUGCUUUGUUUUCCCUCAAAUAUUCAACAUAUCAGGCUAACGUACGACUCUCAUCUGCUUAUGUAGUAUGGAGUAUUGAGUAGUUAAGGGUAAGGUUUGAUGGUGGGUGUAUGUUUUGUGCGAAGGCUAAGUAAAUCAUGGCACCACAAUCAAUGCCAGUAAGAUUUGGAAUCACGUUAGUAGGCUGCUGAUAGUUUGUGAGCAUUACAGUAUGUAUAUGAUAUGGAUCUGUAGUUAUGUAUUAAAAUGUAAAAGAGGUACUCUUCGUCAGUCUCCUGCACUGCAUGUUAACUGCACUAUAGCGGAGGCAGAAACUUGCUUUGGGGCAGCCGUGGCCUACUGGUUAGCAGUUCGGACCUGUAACCGGAGGGUUGCCGGUUCGAACCCCGACCAAUAGGCACGGCUGAAGUGCCCUUGAGCAAGGCACCUAACCCCUUACUGC